Messenger RNA from Didymodactylos carnosus, 826 nucleotides. NCBI's taxonomy places the organism in Eukaryota, Metazoa, Rotifera, Eurotatoria, Philodinida, Philodinidae. The record is from the annotation of a GenBank genome assembly.
AGUGCUGUUUAGGAACGGUAAGCUUUCGGAUUUUGCCUCGAAUGGUACACCAUGGUAAACCUGAUCGAACCCCAUGAUUUUUUCACAGAUCUACAUGCCCCAGUGUCUAGUUUCAGAAACUGAAAACCGCAAGUCUGUAGCAUUCACCGUUAAAAAGUUAUAAGCGAAAUAUCGGAGUCCAUUAUAUUUUGAUACAGAUAGUAGUUAGUAGACAGUUAAGACUUUGGUGACAGACGAAAAUAACUUUAUUGAAAGGUUAACCCAAUGUAUGAAAGAGAAACUUAGUGUGUGCAUUUAGUCUUUCAUGAUUUCGCAUUUUUAUCUUUUAGGUACUGUCGUUUUUAUUCUUCAUCACAUUAUCUAAUUUAGUCUUUUUUCUGUUUUAGAGUCUCAGUCAUUUGUUGACGAACUAUUGUAUUCUUCUGCCCUUUGCUUUGAUGUUAUGGAUCUUUAUGCGGCAUCCGACAAUCGUUAUGGUCAUCCACUUGAAGCUGGAACAGCAUCAAUGGAAACAAUCACGGCGCUUGUCGUUGGUCCAUUAUGUAUUAUUUUGGCUUAUUCGAUUGUUAAUGGGAAGAGCUAUCGUUAUCCACUACAAAUAAUCGUAUGCACUUGCCAAAUAUACGGUUUGAUUUGGUUUAUCCUUCAACCAGAAUUUACCGAAGGUGGCCUCUAUUCAGUUGCGAGCAAAGAUCCAUUCUUAUUUUGGGUAUUAUUUGUUGGUUUUAAUUCACCAUGGGCCGCCUUCCCUCCGAUUCUACUAUUCAAAGCAUUUAAACAUACUGCUCAAUGUAUAUCCCGAAAUGAGAAACAAAAAUUAAAAUAA